AAUAACAAAAUAUUCGUUCAGAACGGUGGAAUUUUUAUUACCAAUGCGAGGCUGUAAUCACUUUAUUUUGAGUUAAUAUCGGAGUAAGUGAAAAAAGUGUAGACUCUAAAGAUGUCAAAAAUUUUAAAAUGUUGCAUUCUCGGCUGUAACGAGAAUUCACGCAAUGUUAUGGAAGAAGUCAGUUUUCAUCGAAUUCCCAAGGAUGUACCGACUCGAAAAAAGUGGACUGAUCUGAUUCGAUCGAAAACAAAUCAACCGAACGUCUUCGCAAUAAAUGCUUUAGUGUGUUCUAAGCACUUCGAACCUAAUCAGUUAGUGGAAAGAGUCAAUGGCAGUCGGCUUCUGAUCAAUUAUGCCAUUCCGUCCAUUUUUCCGAAUGAGCACCGAGAAUGGUUCAAGUCGGACGGAUCAGAUGAUGAUGAAUCUACUGAACCCCUGAAGAAUGUGUCAUCCACAAUGACCAUUGAACCGUCUGAUAGUAGUGCAGCGAAGGCGCAACUUCGGACGGUAGAUUGUUCAGCUACAAGAAAAAAUUCAGUGACAGUGUCUAUUAAACAGGAGGAUGAUUGUGAGGAACUACAGGCGACUGUAACCACCGAUUUUCAAAGAAGUUGCAGAUUUUGUUUAACGAUUCCGGGUGCUAAUAAAAUUGAAACAAGCGAACAUAUUGCAACCAUGUACACGAGCCUAACUGGUAUUGAGUUCCUUCCUGCCACCUUUGCUGUUCCUGAAACAAUCUGCACGACAUGCUCAUCGAAACUGCAAGAUGCGUUCGAAUUCCGCGAGCAUUUGAUCAAAAUGAACGCCCACUGGGAGACAGCGGUAAAGACUGAAGAUACCAAAGAUGCGAUCGUAAUACAAAUGGAACCACGGACUGUUCAUCUGGAAGCGGAGGUUCUCAUUCUAGAUGAAAGUGAUCAAAGUCUCGACAAUACUGAAGUAGUCGAGGAGUUUGUGGAAUUUGGUGACUCUGAAGAUUUGGAGAAUGGUGACGACCAUGUGGAUGAAGAAAAGCAAACUGCUGAAUCUGAUGAAGACGAUCGUUUCAUUGCGGAUGCUGCGAAUUUUAUAAAAACCGUUAAACAGGUGACACGCUCUGAAAUGAAGAGAGUUCAGGCAGGAAGACCGGCCGGAGGAAUAGUGCUAACGGCGAAAAAAGCUAAAAUAUUAGCCGCUGAUACAGAACGGCUAAAUUUUCGUUCAUCAUCGUGUCCGCAUUCAUCGCAAAAAUUGAAAAAAGACAACAAAUGGUGGAGACUGAUGCAUGACUGCAACUAUUGUGAUGCUAAGGACUUUCUGACUGUUGAUGCGGUUAAAAAACACUUGAAGCUUCAUCAUGCCGAUCAGGUUAAAGUUACUUGUGAUAUUUGCAACAAGGACUACAGUGAGCUCAAAUAUCUGAGAAAACACAUGAAGUACGUCCAUCAGACACGGCAGAAUGAAUGCAAAAUUUGUAACAAAAAGUUUUACUACAACUAUAACCUCAAGAGUCACAUGCAGGUCCACAACAACGAAAAAACGGUCAUUUGCCAUCUCUGCGGCAAAUUCUUCACUCCGGCUGCUCUGCAUGGUCAUAUGAAAACGGGUGUCCAUGGUCCGGUUGAGAAGUCGGUCAAGGAACAAAAUUCAAAAAUCGCCCGAUACUAUUGUCACAUAUGCGUUCCGGCCAAACGAUUCCAUUUGUGCUCCGAGCUCACCGAACACAGACGAUUGCAGCACAACGAUUUCGAAUGUCCGAUAUGUAAAAAUUGGUUUUCUUGCGCCGAAUCAUUGGAAAAUCAUUUGAAGACGCACUCGAAUAAGGAACGAAAACAUUGCUGUACGCGCUGCCCUAGCACUUAUGUUCGUGCCUCUCAUCUGGAAGGUCAUAUGCGUCGAAAGCAUUCCUCUGAUCCGAAACCAAUCUCUUGCGAUCUGUGCGAUUAUAAAUGUGUGGAACAGUACGAACUGUAUGGCCACAAAAAACACGCACACUCCAAAUCAAAACCCUAUAAAUGCAACCUAUGCGACAAAUCGUUUUCAAAGGACCAAGCCCAAAAGGAUCAUUUGCUGACGACCCAUGGCAUCGGGGAAUACCGCUACUCUUGCUCGGAAUGUCCGAAACGUUUUACGAAUUCAGCUGGUCUCAUUCAUCAUCGGGGUAUCCAUCAUCGAGGAGUGGCAAAUAAGAUUUCGUAGAUGAUUUGUUUGACGAAUUCCUUCAAGAAAAUACAAUCGAAUUGAA
Messenger RNA from Bradysia coprophila, 2224 nucleotides. RefSeq lists its product as uncharacterized. The record is from RefSeq and is a predicted model, not a curated record. Gene Ontology annotation, biological process: regulation of transcription by RNA polymerase II. Gene Ontology annotation, cellular component: nucleus. Gene Ontology annotation, molecular function: DNA-binding transcription factor activity, RNA polymerase II-specific; RNA polymerase II transcription regulatory region sequence-specific DNA binding; zinc ion binding. Lineage: Eukaryota; Metazoa; Arthropoda; Insecta; Diptera; Sciaridae.